Molecule: messenger RNA, 1521 nt
Organism: Lineus longissimus
Lineage: Eukaryota; Metazoa; Nemertea; Pilidiophora; Heteronemertea; Lineidae
Exons: 1
Coding region: 1-1521 (506 amino acids)
Source: RefSeq, a predicted model, not a curated record
AUGUUGGCAGGACCCAAGCUGCAGCGAGACAUUUUUGACAUUUUAGCACGGUUUCGACGAGGUCCAGUGGGGCUGAUUGGAGAUAUCAAGGAGAUGUUCAGCCAGGUGAUGUUGAACCCUAAGGAUCGGGCGUAUCAUCGAAAUUUAUGGAGAGAUUUGGACUUGACAGCUCCCAUCAAGAUCUACGAGUCAACUCGAGUGACUUUCGGAGACAAGGCGUCUCCUUUUUUGGCCCAGUAUGUCCUGCAGAGUCACGCACGAACUCAUCAUGAUCAGUACCCAGAGGGAGCCAGAGUGUGUCAGGAGAAUACUUAUAUGGAUGACGCCAUUGACUCUCAACCAGACACUGCUGCCACUAUCAAGUUGAGAUGUGAGCUGAGCGCCCUUUUGCUUAAGGCAGGGUUUUUCAUCCGCCGUUGGUGUAGUAAUGAGUCAGGAGUAUUGGAGGGUGUACCCCGUGAGGACUGUGCAGCAGGCAUUGUGGACUUGCAGGACUCCACUUUGAUGCCGAGCGUUAAGACACUGGGAAUCAAGUGGAACGCAGCGACAGAUAUGUUAGAGUUCUCCACCCAAAACAUCGCGCCACCGGCAGUAAUGACUAAGAGAACACUCUUGAGUCGUGUUGCUACGUUGUUCGACCCUUUGCAAUGGCUGUCACCCUUCACCAUUCGUGUCAAGAUCGUUCUUCAGCAGUCAUGGGUGCUUGGACUGACGUGGGAUGAGCCCCUUCCCUCAGGAAUGAUUGCUGAAGCCAGAGAUUGGUUUGCUGAGCUGAAGAAGAUCGAAGGCAUCUCAAUACCGAGGUGCUACUUCCGCACACAGCCUGACAGCGAGAUUACUCUUCAUACCUUCAGUGAUGCCUCUUCAAAAGCAUAUGCCGCCGUCACGUACAUCCGUCAGCAGAAGGCAGAUGGCGGGGUGAACCUUGCGUUGGUGGCGUCAAAGGCUAGGGUCGCUCCAUUGAAGACAGUGAGCAUCCCAAGACUGGAAUUAAUGGCAGCUGUUCUCGGUCAUCGUCUCACCCAGAAGAUAACCACCGUUUUGAAGUAUUCUAUGAUGAACGUGACGUAUUGGACUGACAGUAUGGAUGUGGUGCACUGGGUUCGCAGCCAGUCACGUCAGUUCAAAACAUUUGUAGCCAACAGAGUAUCAGACUUGCAAUCCGAUACCCUACCGAGUCAAUGGCGGUUCGUACCUGGAGUGUUGAACCCGGCAGACGUAGCGACCAGGGGCAUGACAGCAAGGGAGUUCACUUCCAAGAAUGUAUGGUUUGACGGACCCGACUUUUUGUAUGCGGAUGAGGAUUGUUGGCCGGAAACCCCAAUGGGAACCAAGAGUGCAGAGGCGGGAUGGGAACCAAGAGGCAGAUUCUUCAAGCACAAUAUCACGGGAGGGCAUUUGUCGCGGGCGUCAAUGAUGCACCUUUCAACGCCCCGGGACCCUCGGACUUUGGGCCUCGUAUUUCGGGCGUUGAAAGGGACAUUAUACCUACUACUGUCCUACUCCUUGUUGAUCGUCUAA